GCCUGUCUGUGGGUGUCACCAAAGCAUGUGAGUUUAGAUAAAAUGAUACACACCACAUGUCCCGCUGCUCUCAUCAUAAUCUGUCUCACAGGUCUUGUCCCUGGAUCGCAACUAUCAGUGCAACAAACACCUGAGAGAAUAAACACAACUGAGGGCUCGAAUGUGAGCAUCACCUGUCAUAUUGAAGUGGAAUCAAGAGCAGAACGAUUAAUUGUUUUGUGGUUAAAAAAUAAUGGCUCAAAAAUGGACCAUGAAAUAUUUUAUGUUUCUAAGAAUCGAUUCUCUACCUGUUCUACUGGAUAUGUGUGCAUCAACGCAACAUUUCACCUGCCUGCAAUAUAUCUAAAUCAUAGUGGUUUUUAUUACUGCAAAAUAUGGACAGAUUUACCCAUACUUUUUGAAGCUUAUGGAAAGGGGUCCCAUGUAUAUGUGGGUACUUCUCAAACAUGUGUUGAGACUUUUUCAACACUUGUGACGAUGCCAGGUCCACCUUUGACUAUGGGUCCAGCAAACCACUAUGAGAACACAGUGAUGUGGCUACUGCUUUCAUGGUGUGCAAUUCUUUUGCUGGUUAUCAGCAUUGCCUGUGUCAUUCACAUAUAUAACAAAGGACACUGCAGAAGUGAACUUAGAGCAAAAGAGGCCAGCGUUGAUGCUUUCAGUGGAUCUCAGUGCCCGGUUCCUUCUGAAACUAUUGUUGUCUACGCUGCACUAAACAUUCCAAAAUCUCCAAACAGUGCAAAAACAAGAAAUGAGGACUGUGCAGCUCUGGCACCCUCCACAGGGACCUGCACUGAAGAUUCAGUGACAUACUCUGAAGUCCACAUAAAGAAAGGACCAAAGGAUGAAGGUUGAUUGUUCUGUAUUUUUAUUUGACUUUGUUCACAUUGUGAUUUUUUUAAAUCUCUUUUUGACAUUGCAUAUUCAAUGUCAUUUUGAGCUCUGAGAAGAGCUUUUGAGAUAAUUCUGCUUUUGUUGUUAGCAGCCUAUCAACGGAUUUGUCUCAAACAAGUUUGUUAAACUGAAAGCAUGAACAAUGAUUUUGUGAAGACAUUGCUGCAAAUAAAAAACAAAAAUCUGUGCUUUCUGUUUUUAUUUUAAUAUUGAAGCUUGAAUUUCAAAGUGCACAUUUAAAUCUGUAUAAAGCAUGAUCAUGACACAGCACAGUUGAGCUCUUGUUUUCUCAUCAGUGUAGGACUGAAUAUUCGCCCACUCAGUCAAAAAAUGACAGUAUAAGAAAGAUAAAAUAAAGAUGCAGUCAAUAAUAAUAAACCCAUAGAACAAUUUGUAUAAUUGCCUAUACAUACAUGUUAUGAAGGGAAGCGUGGAACUAUCCUCUAUCGUUCUUUCUAGGGAAUAUAGCCAAGGCCUAAUUAAAAUAUAGAGGUUUAAAAGGAUUUAUUAAUUUUCUUUAAAUAUUUUCCCACAAAAGACCAAAAUCUGCAGGUAUCAUGGCAGAAAUACAUGUAUUUCUCAGGUCGUCUGUGUGAUCAGAUUGGAUUUUGUCUUAGUGAUGCAUAUGGAAACACUUUAUUGUGUGCUUUAAAAAAAACUGAUUUUGAGAUAAAUCAGUGGAAAGGUGCAUGCAAACCAAUGGAACAGCUAUAACCGGUGUGUUUUAUGCUUACCAACCCACAGUGAGCAUUAAUGUAGAAAGUGGCAACCUGCAAUGAGGGGCUAUUUCUACCUAACCUAACCCUUAAAAUUAGUUUUGCUGGUGUAGCCUAAUGUAGUCAGGUUGAUUCAAACAUGUUAAAUGUUUUUGACUUGAAUUUAGCUGUUAUCACAUGAGCGCAUUUUUAGGUUAACAUUUUUUCCCAGUGUUGUUUCUUUGUCAGCUCUUUUAUUUCGGUUCAUUUCUUUUUAGAUCAGCUCUUCGUUAAGUGCCCUCAAAACAAACUGCUUUAAAAUUUAACUUAAAUAGGAAAUAGAUGUUUGAACCAUCAAAGAAGAGCAAAGAAAUAAAGAGACAGCUAUGUGUGGUUGCAACAACUUACUAAAUAUGAAUACAAAGUUAAUAAAUAAUAAUAAACAGUUUAUUGACAGAACUGGAAAGUGUUACCUCCUUUGCAACACCAUUUAGAGAUUUAAAGUGCCAGUCAUUUGACGUGCUUCAACAAGUUAAUGCUGUUUCACAUAGAUAGAAAUCUUGUUUCAUUGAAUGUUCUUUGAAUGUUCCUGACAAGUCCGAAAAAGAGAUUUAUAUGUGGGGGUGUUCAGUGUGUGGGUGAUUUAGCACAGAGUCUUCUAUGUGG
Molecule: messenger RNA, 2255 nt
Organism: Myxocyprinus asiaticus (Chinese sucker)
Lineage: Eukaryota; Metazoa; Chordata; Actinopteri; Cypriniformes; Catostomidae
Exons: 7
Coding region: 43-855 (270 amino acids)
Source: RefSeq, a predicted model, not a curated record